Messenger RNA from Porites evermanni, 3523 nucleotides. The record is from the annotation of a GenBank genome assembly. Lineage: Eukaryota; Metazoa; Cnidaria; Anthozoa; Scleractinia; Poritidae.
AUGCUGGUGCACUGUGUUUGCACGGAGACUGGGGCGAACAUGUUUGACCUGACAGCUGCUAAUAUCGCGGGAAAAUACCCCGGGAAGGCGGGGCUUCAGAUGAUGUUACACAUGGUGUUCAAGGUAUAAUCACGUGAUUUUAGCAUCUUUGUCAGUGUUUCAACUUAUUGUAACAAAACGAGAAAAUCAAAUAGAAAAUACGAGAGGUAUAUAGAUAUGUUUUCUUCUGCUUGCUUUCACUGUAAAGGGCUUAAAAUCUCCUUUUCUUUAUAUUAUUCUCUUCUUAACUGUUGGAUAGAUAUUGAUAGGCACUGUGUUGUUAGUGGUUUUGUACCGAAGACUGGGGUUUGAGGAGGGGGAGGAGGGGUAGCGGGCUUGAGCAUCUUUGUAGCUUUAGUUAACUGCGUUGAAAUUCAUCCUUCAUGUCCUCUCCUUUCUGUGUGCUACAGGUUGCUCGUCAACUUCAGCCCUCAGUAGUCUAUAUCGGUGAUGCAGAAAGAACCUUUGUGAAAAAAGUUCCCAAGACAGACAAGGUAACAUUCAACUCUUUUUCACAUUUCAUGACCUAUGUUGCUACAUGCGUAUUGUGAAUGAGAAAUCAAACAUUCACGUGCUACCAGUAGCCAGUCUACUACCAUGGGAGGGAAGAAUCGAACCGCUGUCAAGGUGAACUGUCGAUGACAGAAGACGUGUAGCUGCCGGCCAGUGCAAAGCGCGGGAAAAAUCGAACCGGUAUCAAGGUAGCUUCCAAGGGUAAAAAAAAACGUGCAGCCGUCAGUUGGUACCCAAAGCGCGGGAAAACACAAAAAAUUCCUUCAGUAGCUAAAAAGAAACGUUAAGUUAUCAAAACUAUGUUCUUUUUAUUGUUUGCAGACCGACCCCAAGAGACUGAAGAAGGACCUGCCGAAGAUUUUGAAAACUCUUAAGCCAGAGGAUCGAGUCCUUAUUGUGGGCACCUCAAGAAUGCCCUUUGGUAUCCUUCUGUAAUACUGUGUAUUGAAAAUAGGGUUCAAUUCAGGUUUCUGGGAAACUGCCCACCUACCCCUCCCCUAAGCUAACAUUAACACUUACUUCUCACUUAAGGCAAAACGUUGGCUUAAGGGAGGGGUAGGUGGGCAGUUUCUCAGAAACCUACAUUGAUCUGAAUGUAGAACAUACAGGUGCUUACCAUUUACAUGGGAAUACCGGAAAUUCCGGUUGAAAAAUUGAAUGGUUCACGCCUUUCCUUUUGAGAAGCUAUAAAUAACAUGAUCAAACAAAUAAUGGAAAAAAUUCCGGUAAGCUGCAUGGCACUUUAGAAAGGAGGAACUUAAACCAAAAGACGGCACUUUUGUUAAUUAUUUUUUGUUGAAAAUUCCCUUACCUAUAAAAAAUAUGGACUAGUCUUUUUAGAUAACCAGCUGAUCUGGAUAGACUCAGAACUGGUCAUUCUUCCACAGGGUCCAUUUUAAUUGUUAAAUAAUUGCGCACGAGAUUUUGUGCUAAAUGUAAGCAACUAAGGUGUUCGCCUUUUCAAAUGUCUCUGUGAACACAAGAUAUCAUUAUGGUCAUUCUGAGUGUGAUUAUGGUGUUAAUUGAGACUUUAAAACCGCUUUAUUAUUGUCAACAUAAAGGUCGGUCUAUCAGUUGACCAUUUGUUACUGCUUCUUAGCCGACUGCGCCUAAACGAUCGUUUCACAUGAAGGUGAACAGGCUAUCUUUGUUUGAUGUGCUAAACGAAUCUUUGGCAUGAACCGUAAUGUCAGAGUUAAGUGUGCGUCAUUGUUUUUGUUUUAUUCCUUAACUAAACCAAGAUGCUGAGAUCAAGCCGUUCUGUGGUCUGUAUCAGAAAAUUCUUCUUCUUCCAAGACCUGAUUAUGCCUCGAGGUUCUGUAAGUAUACUCUAUUUAUCUCGAUCUAUCUGUUUAUUGCAGCACUUAAAAGUCUAGUGCAAAGAGUCUGCGGGUUUUUGCGGAAGAGCGUAGGUUACCUAGGUAACUGGUGUACGGGGACCUUUGAGGGUAACUUGCUUGUAGUGUGUAGUCGCUACAUUUGACGUCAUCAUACACCCUGUACCUUGCGCAGUAUGGCAACCAUCCACGGUCCAAAGAGCCUGAGGACUCUUGACACGUGAUCCAACACGCACCCAUCUCCGAUUUUUGAGGGAGUGCUGGCUAAACACAGCCUUCUCUAGACUACUGCUGCGAUAGAAAAAAAUUAUUCUCGUCUAUCUUACACUGCACGUGCCUUUUGAAACAUUAUUAAACUUUCGUGUUUGCUUGUAGUGUUAUGGAAGACGCUGGUCACAAGGUAUGGCGGACGCUUAACUGAGCAAUUGGACGUGAGUUCGUUGGCGAAAAUAACUGACGGCUACACUCCAGGUCACAUGGCCCAAGCUAUUCAACAGAUUCUUACAGAAAGACGUGUUCAGCAGGUUUGUACUGCCCCAGUUUAUUACUUGUUGAUCGCUCAUGCCGAGACUUUUACUGGUAAAAUUUGACCAUUUACCAAGCUCCCCAUCCGCGCACGCGCCUGGGCCCCACUAAAAGGAGUUCGCUUCUCGGACCAUUCGUAAUGCGUAGAAAGCAUGCGUAGCACUAUAACGAGGCGUUAAGGAAGUUUCGCGCCAUAGUUUAUUAGUAGUACAGAACGGAAAUGACGUCAGGAUGACUUAAAUUUGCACUGUUUGUUUGACUUUUGUCAUAUCAACGACCAAAAGUGAGGAAUGUGCUAAUAGCAAUUUAUUUAGUUCGACAAAUGUUAACUGUGCGCGGCGCCAUUGCGUACACUUAGUUUGCAUAUGAUGCUACAACAUGUCAUGACAACAUGAUGCAACAUGUCAUUGACCAGUAUUUCGUCUACAUUUCAGCUGUCAAAGAGACCGCUGUUAGCGGUAGAGUUUGUGGCACCACUGGCACGCAUUGAUCCAAUUUACAAAGAAGAGGAAGAAGCGUUUAAGGUGAGUGACAAAUCUCCUCGCGUAAGAAUGGCGUCACGAUGUGGCAAAACGUGAUCUUAUUCAAUCCUAGUGCCCAGUCUUUGCUCGCACCACAAGCGUGAGAACACGGAUGUCUCCACUUGUGAGAAGCUUAAGUUCGUCUGGUGAUAUUGGCAGGGGCAGAAUCUGUACAAUUUUGGAGCCGCUUAUUUUGCAUCUUUGGGAUUUUCAUGGGCGCAGGUUUAUAGCCAUAUAUCUGACCAUACAUUGAGGUUGAACGACAGAGCUACUUAUAAUAAUAUGUACAAAUAUAGAUAAUUUACAAAGCUACAUAAAAACUCACUAACUACCAACAACGUAGUAUACAAUAAACAUAACCCCGAAUUUUACUCGCCAAGUUACGAUAUUUCGAUUGAGCAACCGAUGAUUUCUACUGUUGCCAAGUCUCCGGGAACUCCCUUACGUUACACAUGCUCCUUUACCUUGCAGACUUGGUACGCUAAGACACCGCUGGGCAAAAAGCGCGCCAAAGCUGCGGCAGGAGAUGAUGAGGGGGACAAGAAAGGAAAGAAAGGAAAAAAGGGAGGAAAGAAAAAGAAGAAGUAA